AUGUCAUGGCUCUAUGCACCACUUGCAACAGCUUGCUUCGACUUGUGCCGGAUCUUCAAUUCCCCUAACGUGGGUUCACCGACAUAUGUAGAUCCAGACCCGCAAUAUUUUUGGUAUGAUAACUAUCACGGAUGGUGUUUCAGACACUCUGAUAACAUAUUCAAGAUACAGAUUGCGGCUUCUGCUGGUUGUGGUCUGUGUACGCUAUUGUUUGAUGCAUUUGAACGCAAAGAAUCAAAGGCAGCACAAGAGGCAGGUGAUCUUCCGAUCAUCCUAGCAGGGGGCCGGACAAUCAAAGAUGAACGGGAUGAUCCUCUUCAGUUUUCGACAUACAUAGAGCCUAAACUAAGGUCCUUCUUUAUGAGCCCCGACCAAGGACUGAUCAGGCUUUGUGAUCUUGACAUUAGCAUUGAUAACGCUUCUGGCGACGUGCCUACAGACCUUCCAUUCGAACCGUUUAGCAAACUGCAUCGCCAUUCUAACGAUCCUGGCUGUGUGACGCUCGCUUCAUUGUGGCUUUCAUCUUGCCUGGAGAAUCACGAUUGCCCAACCCCCAACUUAACAGGUCUAAGUUUGUUAACACGCUUCCUCCAUGUCGGGAACGCGAGCAGAAAUCCACACCUUGUCGAGUUUCCGUCGGGAGCAUCACUGCAGCCGUGGGUUGCUCUAAGCUACCGGUGGGGGGAAAAGGAGCCGUUGUUGAAGUUAAAGAAAGAAACUGAAGGAUCUUUGAAAGCCGGUGUUGAUAUCGGGACUCUGGACGCAACUAUUCGGGAUGCAAUCAUCAUCAGCGGGGGAUUAGGAAUUCAAUAUCUGUGGAUUGAUUCGUUGUGCAUUUUUCAAGACCAGAAGUCGGAUUGGUUGGAACAAUCUUCGCAGAUGAGUUACAUCUAUGGACAGUGGACGGUGACUAUCGCCAGUGUGGACACAAAUGAUGCCUCAGAGAGCUUUCUGAGACCGCGAGAAACGGAGUUCGUUGGAAUCUCUUGGAAAGCGAACCCGAAUCAGGGCGCCAGUGAAGAAUACCGAAACCCGCCGUAG
Cladophialophora psammophila CBS 110553 is the source of this 1041-nucleotide messenger RNA. RefSeq lists its product as uncharacterized. The coding region runs from base 1 to 1041 and encodes 346 amino acids. The record is from RefSeq and is a predicted model, not a curated record. The transcript is spliced from 2 exons. Lineage: Eukaryota; Fungi; Ascomycota; Eurotiomycetes; Chaetothyriales; Herpotrichiellaceae.